GCCUGUUCUGGCCUGUGGACUGACUCGUUAUUCAUUUGUAAGGCACUUAGUAAGGGGCAGACAGGGAGAGGGGAAACAAACUGUAUUAAAUUACUUUUUAAGUGAAGGGAACACAGUUAGGCACAUUAAGAAGACUUUUAUAUGCUGUCAUAAACUAAUACACAGGGGGUAACAUUUUGGGGGGAAAAUACUGAGUUUUUGGUCAACAAAAUACAGAUCCAAACCUAUAAACUGUAAAAGCUUCUUGGAAACAACGAUCAUCAUUCUUCAUCGAAGACUUGGAUAGACAAGAUAUCAAGAAGCAAUCUCUGAUGGACAACGACUCUGUGCUUGCAUUUCGCCACGCCUUGUCUGGUAACGGGAACGACACAGGAGAAGAUAUCGAGGAUGAGAGCGGUGUGAGUAACGACACCACCACGGUGGUGGGCGCGCUCAUCCUCAGCCUCGUCUUCCUCCUGGGCGUCCCGGGCAACGCCUUCAUCAUCUGGAGCAUCCUGGCGCGCGCCCACAAGCGCUCCGUCACCACCCUCAUCAUCCUCAACCUGGCCUGCGCUGAUGGCUGCCUCAUGUUGCUCACCGUCUUUUUUGUCGUCUACCUGGCGAGGCAAAACUGGGACUUUGGCAACCCCAUGUGUAAGGGUGUGUUUUACUUGUGCAAUCUGAACAUGUUCGCCUCCAUAUUUCUCAUCACCCUCAUGAGCCUACAUAGGCUGGUGGCGGUGGUGUGGCCGAGAAAGGUGCACAAACUGGCCAGCAGGAAGAUAGUCCUGAGGGUACUGGCAGGGGUCUGGUUCUUGGUGAUCUUUACGUCCAUUCCUGCUCUGGUGUUCCGAGAAGUGAGGGAGGUUACAGACGAUAUGAACGAAACCAGGCUGGUGUGCGCACCCCAUCACACUCUGCGUCGGCAUGUAAGGUUCCAGUACACCUUUGAGACCGUAUUGGGAUUUCUGCUUCCCUACGGAAUCAUAGUGACCAGCUACAUCUGCAUCCUGAGACGGCUCAGACAGACCAAGUUCCGUCGGCAGGUCCGCAGCGAGAAACUCAUCCUGGCCAUAGUUGUGAUGUUCGGCAUCUUCUGGCUGCCCUACCACGUUAUCAACAUGAUGCAGGUGGCGGCACAGUACUUCAAGGAAGGUUCAGACAUCCAUAAGACGCUCGACCAAAUCUCAUCCGAUAGUCGUCCUGUGACCUCAUCUCUGGCCUUCAUCAGUAGCUGUGCCAAUCCGGUUCUCUACACUUUUGCUGGAAAGGCCUACAUCAAAAAAGAUGGCCUGGCUUUCAUGGCUCGUCUCUUUGAGGGAACAUCCCUGGAGACUGCAGUGAAGAAAGGGCGGAUAAAGAGUACUAGGAAGGACCAAAUAAGGGUUCAAACUAUGGAGUCCAGUAUCAGUGAUGAUGGCAACACUGCAAAUGAGAGCCCUGCAAGUCAAAGAAGAGAACACCGGAUGACAGAGGCUCCAUGAACGAUGCCAAUUAAAGACUUUUGCAAGGCUGUUCUGGACAUUUGCAAAUACAGGCACAUUUAGCAGCCAAAUCACAAGGUUGACAAGAGUUGGGUUUUAGUUUAUUAUGGCUGGUCAUGUGUCCAAUUAUGCAAAAACGUUAAUCAUGCAUUUAUUUAUGAUUACCAACAUAUUUCCACAAUUAAUUGAGUCCAGACACUUGAAUACAGUUUCGAUUUCCA
This is a messenger RNA of Hypomesus transpacificus, 1684 nucleotides long. It is a transcript of the gene ltb4r2b, whose product is annotated as leukotriene B4 receptor 2b. Gene Ontology annotation, cellular component: plasma membrane. The record is from RefSeq and is a predicted model, not a curated record. The coding region runs from base 312 to 1463 and encodes 383 amino acids. Gene Ontology annotation, molecular function: leukotriene receptor activity; complement receptor activity. The transcript has 5 exons. NCBI's taxonomy places the organism in Eukaryota, Metazoa, Chordata, Actinopteri, Osmeriformes, Osmeridae. Gene Ontology annotation, biological process: complement receptor mediated signaling pathway; inflammatory response; phospholipase C-activating G protein-coupled receptor signaling pathway.